CCGUCCAACCGCCUGUGCACAUAAAGCCCAGCAGACGGACAGACAGACAGGCGGAGAGGAGAGAGAGCGGGACUCCGAUAGAGAGAGACGGAGAGAGGAGUCAGUUGAGGAACAAAGACACAGUCAGAGUUCACUGAUAGCCUAGUUAACCGAGAGGACAGUCAUAUUUAUACACGUUUCUCCAUCCAGCUCCAGCCCGCAAAGACGCGUGCAGCGCAGGACGCCGUGUGGUCUUCUUCAUCCACUCUGAAGCAUGGCAGAUUACCUAAUAAGUGGAGGAACGGGUUACGUCCCGGAGGACGGGUUGUCUGCUCAGCAGCUUUUCUCAGUUGGAGAUGGGCUCACCUACAACAGAUCAGACCAGCAGUCUGUCCAAGACGGACUCACAGCGGAAGAGCUAUGCUCUAAAGGGGACGGUAUGACUUACAAUGACUUCCUGAUUCUGCCUGGCUUUAUUGACUUUACCUCAGACGAAGUGGACUUGACUUCAGCCCUGACCAAAAAAAUUACUCUGAAGACGCCUCUCAUCUCCUCCCCCAUGGAUACUGUAACCGAGUCGUCGAUGGCCAUCGCCAUGGCACUCAUGGGUGGGAUCGGCAUCAUUCACCAUAACUGCACCCCAGAGUUUCAGGCUAAUGAGGUUCGCAAAGUGAAGAGGUUUGAGCAGGGUUUCAUCACAGAUCCAGUGGUAAUGAGCCCACGCCACACAGUGGGAGAUGUGUUUGAGGCAAAGGUGCGACACGGCUUCUCUGGAAUCCCUGUCACUGAGACCGGCAAGAUGGGCAGCAAGCUGGUGGGCAUAGUCACCUCCCGAGACAUCGACUUUCUCUCUGAGAAGGACCAUAACAGACCUCUGGAGGAGGCUAUGACUAAAAGAGAAGAGUUGGUGGUUGCUCCUGCUGGUGUCACACUGAAAGAGGCCAAUGACAUUCUGCAACGCAGCAAAAAAGGUAAGCUACCCAUAGUAAAUGAUAACGAUGAGCUGGUGGCUAUAAUUGCCCGCACUGACCUGAAGAAGAACAGGGACUACCCCUUGGCCUCCAAAGACUCUCGGAAGCAGCUGCUGUGUGGUGCGGCCAUCGGCACCCGCGAGGACGACAAGUACCGGCUGGACCUGCUCACACAGGCUGGUGUAGAUAUGGUGGUUUUGGAUUCCUCACAAGGCAACUCUGUAUAUCAGAUCAACAUGAUUAACUACAUCAAACAGAAAUAUCCUGAUCUGCAGGUUGCGGGAGGGAACGUGGUGACAGCAGCACAGGCGAAGAAUCUGAUCGAUGCAGGAGUCGACGCCCUGAGAGUGGGAAUGGGUUGCGGCUCUAUCUGCAUUACUCAGGAGGUCAUGGCAUGUGGGAGGCCUCAGGGCACUUCAGUGUAUAAGGUGGCAGAGUACGCUCGGCGGUUUGGAGUUCCAGUCAUCGCCGACGGGGGCAUACAGACUGUGGGCCACAUUGUGAAAGCUUUAUCACUGGGAGCAUCCACAGUUAUGAUGGGGUCGUUGCUGGCAGCAACCACAGAGGCUCCUGGUGAGUACUUCUUCUCUGAUGGAGUGAGGCUGAAGAAGUACAGAGGGAUGGGCUCUCUUGACGCCAUGGAGAAAAGCACCAGCAGCCAGAAACGCUACUUCAGUGAAGGGGAUAAAGUGAAGGUUGCUCAGGGAGUAUCGGGCUCAGUGCAGGACAAAGGCUCCAUCCAUAAAUUUGUGCCCUAUCUCAUCGCUGGAAUCCAACAUGGCUGUCAGGACAUUGGAGCCAAGAGCCUGUCCAUGCUUCGCUCUAUGAUGUACUCUGGAGAGUUGAAGUUUGAGAAGAGGACCAUGUCUGCACAGGUGGAGGGAGGAGUGCACGGUCUUCACUCUUAUGAGAAACGGCUUUACUGAAGUAGACGUACAGUGGUGGACAAGCGGAGGCCGGAUGUUGUGACCCCGGCAGUGACCAAACAAUUGCCCCAACUGACAUCCCCAAACUAACACCCUAUUAGCCAGCCCAACUCUGCCUUGCCGUCCUUCACUGUCACUGUCCUUCAGAUAGAGAGAGAUGAGGAGGAAGAAGGAGAGAGAGGUAGCGUUAACACAACUGGUUCUAACGAAAUUAAAAAAAAAUACAAAAACGCACAAAAAAACCUAACAAACAAAAAACACUUUGCACUCAUGGAGUAUCAAGGUUUACCAAAAACAAGAUCUGACGCUGCAUGUCCUCAAUCUGCGUGUGUGUACGCAGUGGAAGUGAAGGAGGAGUGUAGAGAGUGUACUAGAGAGUAAAGACUCUCCUGCCUCAGCUGUGAUAUUGUGCUGUACCACACUGCGGACCCUGCUUCUGUCAGCAAGUCUGCGACUAAAGCUUCAAAGCCAGCAUCCUCAACCAUACUCCCUGUGCGAGAGCCUCCAAAAAAAAAAAACAGUGCGCUAGAACUAUCGAGCCAAUCUUUUGUGUAGUUUGAUUUGUUACAUUUUUUUAUAAAUUGAUGAACAAGAGGUAUGUUACUUCUA
Messenger RNA from Colossoma macropomum (tambaqui), 2485 nucleotides. It is a transcript of the gene impdh1b, whose product is annotated as IMP (inosine 5'-monophosphate) dehydrogenase 1b. Gene Ontology annotation, biological process: GTP biosynthetic process. Gene Ontology annotation, molecular function: IMP dehydrogenase activity. The record is from RefSeq and is a predicted model, not a curated record. The transcript has 16 exons. NCBI's taxonomy places the organism in Eukaryota, Metazoa, Chordata, Actinopteri, Characiformes, Serrasalmidae. Gene Ontology annotation, cellular component: cytoplasm. Bases 254 to 1876 code for a protein of 540 amino acids.